UUUCCCAGACUGGGGGUAAAACCACUAGGAUGAAUCUUCUACGCCGGAUUUCAGCGAUCUUUCACAGGAAGACAGAGUCUGAAGAAACACCGCAGGAACAACAUCAAGAUAACUCCAAGUUGAAGUCUGUCCAGGGAAUUGUGACCCAUCUCUGUACCGACUAUGGCUGGAUUAAUGAGUCUAUCGUUUUCAAUACUGAAGUGGUCAGUAACAAUGUGCCUGUGAACAUCGGAGGAAGUGUUAUUGCUCUCGUUGAAGAAGAUGAAGCAUCUCAUGUACUGAAAGCAAUCAAGGUGAAGGCCAUGACUAACCCUGUUGGUGGUACUGAGCUAUCAGACAUUAACCGAAGACUUUGUAUUAGGUGUGUCACCUCAGUAACACAGGACAACAUCUAUAUCAGCCGGGAAACUUUUUUCCCUGUCCAGCUGUUUUCAGGAGAAUUUAAGCCUUUCAAAGGAGACUUAUUGCUGGUUGAAUAUUCCUUGAAGAUAGGCAGUACAGACAUGAACAUCCACACUGCAAGUCCUCUGAACAUACAGAAUAUCAAAGAGGUCUGUGUGACCAGCGUUCAGGGAAGAACUGGUGUGGUGGAAGCCAGCAUCUUUUUUAAUUUGGAUUCUCUCCAUACUCUGCCUGGUUAUACACCUGCAUUGUAUGACAUCGUCAAUGUGGUUGUAGUGGACAGCAUCCAAUCACACUACACUCGUAGAGUAGUGUCUAUGAUUCCAGUGGAGAUGCUGUAUUAAUUAAUCAU
This is a messenger RNA of Phodopus roborovskii (desert hamster), 754 nucleotides long. Its product is annotated as cancer/testis antigen 55. The transcript has 5 exons. Bases 30 to 746 code for a protein of 238 amino acids. Lineage: Eukaryota; Metazoa; Chordata; Mammalia; Rodentia; Cricetidae. The record is from RefSeq and is a predicted model, not a curated record.